CUCAUUUUUUGAGAUGAUAGGAGUGCUGCAAAGUCCAUUCCUAAAUUCCUAUUUCUAUGUGAUCACCCCAACAUAAAUAUUUCUAUCCAUCUUGGACAGUUUUACGAACGAGGCACUGAGUCUGAAACCUCAAACUGAUCUAAGCAUGGAUAUAGCUUCAAACCCUCGUACUGUUGAAGAGAUCUUCAAAGAUUUUAGUUGCCGCCGCACUGCCAUUGUUCGUGCUCUAACCUCUGAUGUUGAUGAAUUCUACUCCCUCUGUGAUCCAGAGAAGGAAAAUUUGUGUCUGUAUGGGCAUGCCAAUGAGUCAUGGGAAGUGAAUUUGCCUGCUGAGGAAGUUCCACCCGAGUUGCCUGAGCCAGCUUUAGGGAUCAAUUUUGCCCGUGAUGGGAUGAACCGUAGAGAUUGGUUGUCUUUGGUGGCUGUGCAUACCGAUUCAUGGUUGCUUUCUGUUGCUUACUAUUUUGGUGCUCGCCUUAAUCGGAAUGAGAGGAAACGCCUGUUCAGCUUAAUAAAUGAUCUGCCGACUGUCUUUGAAGUUGUAGCAGAGAGAAAGGCAGUCAAAGAAAAGCCCAGUGUGGAUGCAGGAAGCAAGACCAAAAUUAACACAAAGAGAUCAAGUGAUGGACAUGCAAAAAGCAAUCAGAGACUUAAUGAUGAGAGUUAUGUGGAGGAGGACGAUGAGCAUGGAGAGACACUUUGUGGGAGCUGUGGAGGCCAUUACAGUGCAGAUGAGUUCUGGAUUGGCUGUGACAUUUGCGAGAGGUGGUAUCAUGGGAAGUGUGUGAAAAUAACACCGGCCAGAGCAGAAAACAUCAAGCAAUACAAGUGCCCCUCUUGCAGUCUUAAGAAGGGCAGGCAGUAAUUUCUAGACUCUGUCGGAGGAUCUAGCCUUGAAUUUGGAGCUCGAUAGUCGUAAAACAGCAUUUCAUAUACUAACAAUUAGGGAUUCCCUCACUUUUGUUUUGCUGUUCUUCACUUUGUUUCUCUCAGAUUUACUUACCUUGUGAUGUUCUUUUGGUUCUGUAUGUUUUAAUCAUAAAUAGGAUUAAUUUUUAGUCUGUCCUGCCCUGAAGCCCUUCCCUGACUCCGCCACACCCCCUCCUAAAAAAAUAAUAUGAAGUUUGUUUUCCUGAC
This is a messenger RNA of Daucus carota subsp. sativus, 1137 nucleotides long. RefSeq names its product PHD finger protein ALFIN-LIKE 2. Gene Ontology annotation, molecular function: transcription cis-regulatory region binding; transcription coregulator activity; histone binding. Gene Ontology annotation, cellular component: nucleus. NCBI's taxonomy places the organism in Eukaryota, Viridiplantae, Streptophyta, Magnoliopsida, Apiales, Apiaceae. The transcript is spliced from 6 exons. The record is from RefSeq and is a predicted model, not a curated record. The coding region runs from base 146 to 865 and encodes 239 amino acids. Gene Ontology annotation, biological process: regulation of DNA-templated transcription.